Paramecium sonneborni is the source of this 1002-nucleotide messenger RNA. The record is from the annotation of a GenBank genome assembly. Lineage: Eukaryota; Ciliophora; Oligohymenophorea; Peniculida; Parameciidae.
AUGGAGUAUAGACCACCUGUAUAACCAAAUAGAGAUAUUCCUUUAACAAUAGCAUAAAUUUAAUAAGAAUAAAGAAUGAAAUUUCAAUUAUAACAAAUUCAAUCUAAAAUUAUUCAAGAAAGACCUAAUUUUUAAGAAAUGUAAGGUGGAUAACCUCCUAAUAAACCAUGGUUAGGUGAAGAUAUUUAUAUGGUUGUAUUUCUACUUACUGUUGAAAAUGAUAGAUUAAGAGAAGAAAAUGCUUAAAUUCAAUAAUUACUCAAUACUAGUGAAAUUAGAUUUAAAGGAGUAGAUUUAGUUGAAAAUGAAGUUAUAUCAUAAAGAAUUAAAAUUGGAGAGUAUGAAAAAAAACUUGCACUUUUAUAAAUGGAAUGUGAAUAAUGGAGAGUUAAAUAUUAAAAUAGAGAUAAAGAAAAUGAGGAUUAAAGAUAUUAAAAUGAACUUUCAAAAAGAAUUUAAAUUGAUAGAGAAAUACGAGAACUUACUGCUAGAUUUAUUUCGGAUAGAAAUUAAUUAGAAUAAGAAAAUAGAUCAUUAAGAAUUGAAUUAGAUUAAAUUAAAUUAACUAAAUAUUCUUUUGAUGAUCAUAAAAAGUAAGCUGAUUCUUUAACUAAAGAAAAUCAAAAACUUAAAUAAGAAUUAGAUACUCUUAAGUAUAUUAUUAUAUUUUAUUUCUUAUAGAAAAGGUUUUGAUGAAUUAGAAUAUGUUUUAUAAAGUGCUUCUGAUUUAGAAUUGGAGAACUAAAACCUUAAAAUACAAAUUGAAACACUUUAAAAAUAAUUUUAAUCAUUACAAUAAUAAUAAUAACAAUAAUAAUCUUAAAUCAUUUAAAGACCAUAAUCAUCUAAUCGACUUGAAUAAUGUAAUCAAAUCAAUUAUUUACUAUAGCCAAUUCUAACUACAAUGUUUUACAAGAAAAUAAGAGAUUAAAAGAUGAAAAUGAUAGAUUAAGAACAUUACUCAAUUUAGGAACUGGUACCUAUUCAAAACCAUUUAUGUGA